Psammomys obesus (fat sand rat) is the source of this 1840-nucleotide messenger RNA. RefSeq names its product Frey regulator of sperm-oocyte fusion 1 (gene Frey1). Lineage: Eukaryota; Metazoa; Chordata; Mammalia; Rodentia; Muridae. The coding region runs from base 1513 to 1812 and encodes 99 amino acids. The record is from RefSeq and is a predicted model, not a curated record. The transcript is spliced from 4 exons.
ACUGCAUCUGUCCCUCUUCACACCCUCCUGGGAUGAAGCCACAGCAGCCUGCUCCUUGUCACUGGGGCUGAAGAACAAGCCCAAUGAGAAGCUCUUCUCUGCAGCAGAAGUCAGAUCUGUCAGAGCUGGGGCAGGGGAUAGAGCAUGAACCUGAGUCCGUAAGAAAGAAGUGGUUUCCGGGUGUGUGUGCUAGAGUUCCCCUCCCUGACACGCUCCCUGUAGGCUGACUAUGGCUCAGGCAGAUUGAGAUUGCUGGAACCAUGCAGGCUACUUGGAGAAGACAGAGGAUGGCCUGGCAGGGCUCUGUGGACCUGAACUUCUCUCCUCAGUAUUUUUCCUUCCCUCUCCUCCUCUGUCCUUCCCUUUCGGUCUUUUUAAACGAGUCUGACUUGGUCAAACUCAUGGCAGUGUCUCGGUGCGGGAUUAUAGCUGUCACACCUGCCUGGCUCCUGUCCUUUUGUUGUGUGGACUAUUCCUGGCAGGGGUGCUCCUUGACAGUGGAGCGCACUGUCUGUACCUGUUCUUCAGGCCACCCCUCCUACAAGAUGCCCUCAUGGUCCCAGCCUUAACCUGACGUGCUUGCCAUGUGAUUCUGAAAACCACCAGCCCCGGGCCCUGAGCUGGGGCAGCAGAAAGUAAGACUUGUCAGUUUGUCCGCUCUAGAACCUGUGACCUCUGCUUAGCCUGACAAGCAUCCUGGGUGUCUGCACUGUAGCAGGCUUUGGUGCCAUGCAACAGAGUUCGAGCCCUGCAGUUCCUGACUACCAGAGGAAAUACGUGUACCUACUACGCUGAGAUCUUGGAGAUGGAGGCAGUAUUUGGCAGCAGUGGCAAGCAUCUCCUGCAGUGAUGGCAAAGGAGGGCAAAGCCUGCCAGCAGGCUGGGAAGCUCCAGAACUGUAGCAGUUCUGUCAUUUUAGAGCCGGAUAGAGACCCCCGCCACCAGGCUACACCCCCAGCCCGCAGCCAUCAGUGUCCAGUCAGCAGCCUGGGUAGGGAAGGCUGUGUGCGGAAGGUGGCUUGUAUGGGGUCUUGGUGGAGCCCAGCACUUAAGUGCUGCAGUGUGGGGGCAUAAGGAGUGGGUGGCAUGAUGUCGGGGAAGGUUUGGCAGAGCAUCGUGCUUGGCAUGGUACAGCGGGAGGAAAGGGGCUGUUGACUGUCUCUCUAGCACUUCGUGGUGAAUGGUUGGUGGGCAGAGAUGAGAGUGGCCCUGAUAUUGGGCAUGACAUGGGAGAGGCUCAGCCAAGGCAGUGGGGCAAAGGAUGGAUGUCCCCAGCAGACCACGGGGACUGUGUGGGUAGGGAGGACUAUGGUGGCCUCUAGGAGUCAAGAGUUGGAUAGCGGAUGGAGUCCUGGCAGGGACGUGUGGGACAGGAGGCUUCCCUGGGACGUGAAAGGGAAGUGCUGAUGCCGAACCUUGGAACUUUGUCCUUUGUGAGGUAGUCCUGAGAACUGGCAGCAGGUUCUGUCCUGGGGGAGGAGCAGGCAGAAGUCACGGCAGGGACUAUAGGAGAUGGUUCUCGCCAUGCUUGGGGCUCUGUACCCCAGGGCUGGGCUCAGUCUCUUCCUUUUUUACCUCAUCCUGGCAGGCGCACUUCUUCGACCUCAGCCUCAGAGGUCUCAGCGAUCUGUUCCUGAGGAAUUCUCAGCCCCGCUGGAGCUCCCACAGCCACUCUCAGGCCUGAUGGAUGACUAUGGGGUCAGACCCAAGCACCCGUGGCCAGGAGGGGCCCGACCCCUUCUCUCUCAGGCCCAACAGCGCAAGCGGGACGGGCCCAACAUGGCUGACUAUUACUAUGACGUGAAUCUGUGAUGGGAACCCCACAUAAAGCUAUUCUGGG